AUGGGAUGUUCUUCGUCGAAGCUGGACGAUGAAGAAGCCGUCCAGCUUUGCAAAGACAGAAAAAACUUCAUCAAGAAAGCCGUUGAACAUAGAACGAGAUUCGCAUCUGGUCAUAUGGCUUAUCUUCGAUCACUUAAACGACUAUCUGCCGCCCUUAAAGACUACGUUGAAGGCGAUGAACCUCGUGAAUUCUCUUUAGAUUCCUUCACCACACCGCUCGUACCCACGACCAAGAAAAUCACCCAACGGUUCGUCACUAUUUCACCGAAUUCCUUCACCAUCGAGCCCAAAGUGAACUACCUUCGAGCUGGGGGUGUGAACCCUACUGUUUUCGUUCAAGAACGGCCUCCGGGGUCGCCUGAAACCGUGCGAGUCGAGUCGUUUAACCAAUCUUCGGUUUACCAGUAUGCAACCGAUAGUUUCUUUCCGAUGCAACCACAAUCGCCACCUUUGUCUAUCUUUCAUUCCAGCCGACCAAAUUUGCCGCCCCCUUCGCCUCAAAGAUCUUCACAAUGGGAUUUCUUUUGGAACCCGUUUUCGUCUUUGGAUUAUUACGGGUAUCCCGCGACAAACAGCGAUCAUCAGAGCGUGUUCGAUGAUGAUAUCAAUGGAUUACAGCAAGUAAGAGAAGAAGAAGGGAUUCCAGAACUCGAAGAAGAAACAGAACAGGAAGAAACUGAUAACCAUAGAGUGAUCAGAAGAGCCAAAGUUCACGUGAAUUGUGAUCACGAAGAUGAAGUUACGGUUGAAGAUGUUGAUGACGAUGAUGAGUUUGAAACGGACGGUGGGGAUGAAACGGAAACUGAACACGAAGCGGAAUCCCCGCCAUUGACGAAUAAAAGUCAGAAUCUUGAGGUUUCGAAGGCACAGAAUUUAGGGGAAGUCUCAAAUAAUGGAACGGCAGAAGUUGUUUCGAAUCAAGAAAGCGCUAAAAUCGAAGGGACACCAGGGUUCACGGUUUAUGUGAAUCGAAGGCCAACGAGCAUGUCCGAAGUUAUUAAAGAUCUUGAAGCUCAAUUCACGAUCAUCUUUGAUUCAGCGAAAGAGCUUUCAGCUAUGCUAGAGGCUAACCGGGCUCAUUACUCAUCAACCUCACACGAACUCACAGCUAUGAAGAUAUUAAAUCCCGUGGCUUUACUGCGUUCUGCAUCAUCUUCUCGCUCAAAUUCAUCGAGAUUCUUGAUGAACUCUUCGGGCAUUUCAAAAGAUGAAGGUUAUGCUAGCAGCAGUGAUUUGUCCGAUGAGUCUAGUUUGUUUCACAACAGUCAUCAAUCAACGCUCGACAAACUAUAUGCCUGGGAGAAAAAACUCUAUCAAGAAGUCAAGGCUGGAGAACGGGUUCGUAUAGCGUACGAGAAGAAAUGUGUUCAACUUAGGAACCAUGACAUUAAAGGUGACGACUACUCUUCGGUCCAUAAAACAAGAACGGCCAUUAGAGAUUUGCAUACGCAGAUUAAGGUUUCUAUACACUCGGUUGAAGCCGUGUCGAAAAGGAUUGAAACUUUAAUGGAUCAAGAACUUCAGCCACAACUUCUCGAAUUGAUCCAAGGGUUAUCACGAAUGUGGAAGGUAAUGGCCGAGUGUCAUCAAAAUCAGAAGCGAACCCUGGAUGAAGCCAAGAUGUUACUAGCCGGGACCCCCUCGAAACCGAAGUACACACCAAUUCAUUCUAGUGAGCCACACCGGCUAUCCCGCUCGGCUUCCAAUCUUGAAGCUGAGCUACAAAACUGGAAAUCUUGUUUUGAAUCAUGGAUCACAUCACAAAGAUCCUACAUUCAUGCAAUCACAGGCUGGUUACUACGGUGCACCGGAUCGAACUCCAACAACACCUCAAAAUUCCCAUUCUCUCCCCGUAGGUCCACGGGGGGCCCACCGAUGUUCGGAGCCUGCAUGCAAUGGUCCAGAUUGCUCGACUCGAUCAGUGAGGUCCCGGUGCUGGAUGGGCUAGACUUUUUUGCAGCAGGGGUUGGUUCUCUAUAUGUACAAAAGUUAAAAGAAGGAGGUGGUGGUGGUUCGGGACGGACGGAAAUUGGAUCAUCGAGGCGGUAUGGCGGCGGCUCUGGAAUGGAGAUGGUGGAGAGCGGGCGGCCAGAGGAGGAGGAGACGGCGGAGAAAAUGGCUGAAGUUGCAAUUAAAGUAUUGUGUGCUGGAAUGUCUGUUGUUGUGAGUUCUUUAACAGAGUUUGCUCUGUGUUCAGCCCAAGGGUAUUCUGAUUUGGUGAAGCAGUGGGAGAGUGCCAAGUGUCCAGAAGGAAGUAGUGGGGCCAAAGGAUAAUAUCUCGGAUUCUUUUGAAUCUUUUUAUGUG
Molecule: messenger RNA, 2305 nt
Organism: Cynara cardunculus var. scolymus (artichoke)
Lineage: Eukaryota; Viridiplantae; Streptophyta; Magnoliopsida; Asterales; Asteraceae
Product: nitrate regulatory gene2 protein-like
Exons: 4
Coding region: 1-2274 (757 amino acids)
Source: RefSeq, a predicted model, not a curated record